GAAGCGGGGGUGGGGAGGGCAGUAACCUCCCGGGGCACACCGUGGCCCAAGCUCCGCGGAUAUCAGGUCUCCCGGGCUCGCCCACCAGCCUUUGGCCACCGGGCCGGUGCACCAGCCAGUACUCGACCUCCGCAGGCCCGAAGACGUCCUUCCUCGUCGCGGGAGGAUCUACAGCCUUCCCCACACGCGGCCCCGAGCUCACAGUCUCCGCAGGAAAGGGCGGGCCCUGCCGGCUGGCUUUGCUGGGGCCCCGCGUUGCCAUAGGGACCCUGGCAGGGCUUGGGACGCCGGAACGCGCGCUGCGGUCGAUUGAGGCCGGAGGCUGCGGGCGGCGACUCCACCGUUCUCGGCCCAGGACUCCAGAUGCAGGAUCCGCCCCGCAGGAGAGCGCAGCACCCCCUGGCCCACAGAAGCAGCCACCAUGCCUAUCACCAAGUGCCCACCAAAGUCGGAGCCCCUGUGGAAAGCAUGGGACCGGAAGGCCCAGAAGAACGGACUGAGGCACCAGGUGUUCGCUGUCAAUGGUGAUCACUAUGUGGGCAAGUGGAAGGACAACAUGAAACACGGGAAAGGAACACAGGUCUGGAGGAAGAACGGAGCCAUCUAUGAGGGGGACUGGAAAUCUGGGAAGAGAGAUGGCUAUGGCACCCUCAGCCUUUCUGACCAAGAGACCGGAAAGUACAGGAGAGUCUACUCAGGCUGGUGGAAAGGCGAUAAGAAAUGUGGCUAUGGGAUCCAGUUUUUCGGACCCAAGGAGUAUUACGAGGGUGACUGGUGUGGCAACCAGCGCAGCGGUUGGGGCCGCAUGUACUACAGCAACGGAGACAUCUAUGAGGGCCAGUGGUGCAACGACAAGCCGGAAGGGGAGGGCAUGUUACGCCUGAAGAACGGGAACCGCUACGAAGGCAACUGGCAGAGAGGCAUGAAGAAUGGGUGGGGGCGCUUCUUCCACCUGGACCAUGGUCAGCUGUUCGAAGGCCUCUGGGUCGACAACAUAGCCAAGUGUGGCACAAUGAUUGACUGUGGCCGUGAUGAGGCCCCCAAGCCCACCCAGUUCCCCAUUCCUGAGGUCAAAAUUCUAGAUCCUGACGGCGUGUUGGCGGAAGCUUUGGCCACGUUCAAGAAGACACAGGAAGAAGGAGAUUGAUGCCAGCUUGCCCCUGCAGAAAGAACACCAGCGCUUCAGGAGGAAUUCAAACUGGAGUCACCCAACUGCUUGGACCGGUGCAGCUCCCACUGGUAGAGCAAAGGGGGACUUGGGCACACGCUCGGCACCCUCCGAAGGCACCUUGCUCCUCCCAGCACUGGAUCAUUCCUGACCAGUAGGAGGCCAGUGGUCCUCUCCCCAGCUGGCCUUGGGGACGCCUUUAUUCUUGGACCCCAUCCCUGAGCACCCCAGAAUAAAGGAGAGCCUGGCAGCAUGAGCCCGGGGCCUGUGGUGGGUGGCCGGGGUGCGAGGGAGCCUCAGGAGGGGUUUCAGGUAGAGAAGAGGGGUCCCCAUGGGUUGCAUGAAUUUACCUUGGGGCAGAAAGGGGUAGGUGCCUCCAGGUCUCUGAUCUCUGAGAUAUUCCAAGAAGGUAGAGCCUGCAUCUGGUUACAUUGGUCACUAAGAUUUGGCAUUAAAAUGUGACCUGGCUUCUCAGCCUAACACAGGGGCUCCCAACCUUGGAAUCCUGUGGGAGAUUUAAAAGCUAGGAAUGUCUGGAUCCCAUGCCCAGAGAUUCUCAUCUGUCUGGGGUGAGGCCUGGGCCUUCAAAAAGCUCCCCAGCUGACUCUCUGCAGCUGGGGCAGAGAACCUCUGACUUACUGGCUUUGUGAUCCUAAGUAAGUGACCUCAGUUGCCCCAUCUGUAAAAUGGGACUUCAGAUAUCUCACAGAGGUGUUUUGAGGAUUUUCUAGCAGACGUAAAAAUAACAAAUAACAUGUACUAAGAUUAGUUGUAAAGCAGAUUUCUGGGAAGGGCUUUGUAUAAUUCUAGACAACAUUCCUGCAAGAUAAGAGGAACUCUUACAUAAUGGGUAGGAACAGGAGUUCUGCAGUGACUCCUUGAGUGUGAAUCCCAGCACUGACUUACUAGCUGUGUGUUCUUGUGUAUGUCACCCAACCUCUCUGUUCUUCAAGUUUCCUUUCCUCUAAUAUGGGACAAUAACAGUACUUACCACCAGGGGUUAUUGUGGUUACUGGAGAAUGAAAUAAGGUGUGGUUCUAACCCGAGGGAGGGUGGUUUUGUCCCCCUUCCUUCCCCGGGAACAUCUGGCAAAGUCUGGAGACAUUUUUGGUUGUCACAGCUGGCAGGGAAGAAUUCUACUGGCACCCAGUGGGUAGAGGUUGUGAUCCUGCUAAACAUGUUAUGAUGUAAACACUCUACAGAAGAAUUAUUCAACCCAACUUCAACGGUGUAAUACCAUGAAAUAACCCUGAAAUACCACAAUGUUCAUAAAGCCCUCAGCAAGUACCCGGCAUAUAGUAAAGCGUUCACUGAUACUGAAGUUCUCUCUGCCAUCUAAAUGCCAAGCAGGUGGCCCGACCCAUGGCAUCGUUCUCAGUCGGUACCUCUGAAGCCGGGAAGCUGAGCCUGGCUGCCUCUGGACACAUAACCAACCACAGAGCCACUCAGUGCUAGGCCCAGCACUGACAGCUUUACACGGGUGCUCUCCCAUGACCCUUCAACAACCUAUGAGGUGUCCUGCUAUUAUUCGUGUCAUUUUAGAGGAGGAAACUGAGGUUCAGGGAGGCUCACAAGUCACCAAACUAGAAAGUGACUGUGCUUAAACUUAGGCCUGUCCGCUCUUAAGGUGAGAACAGUGGCGGUGCGUAUAGAAAACUACCAUUUUUUCAGAAAAGGUAGGAUGUGUACUUGUUUAUGUACAAAAUGUCUAGAUGGGAACAAAAUAAACUGGCAACAAUGGUUGUCUCUGGGGAGAAUUGGGAACCUGGGAACAGGGGAGGGACAGCAAUUUUUCACUGCUGUGUUUGGAACCUAUGAAUGUAUUAUCUACCCAGGUCUCUGCAGAAGCAGGGAGGUGGGUAUCUUAGGGGAAGGAUGAAAGAGGCCUAGGUUUUCUCUGGCGAGCAGUGGAGAUUUUCACACAGGGGCACCUGCCCCACCCUACUCGGUCCCAGUCAGAGGGCCUUCUGGGGACAGGGGAGGGGUGGGUCCUGGUGUAUAUCAUGCAGGACAGAGGCAAGCUGCAGUAGGAUAAAGGGGUCCCCCUCCUCCACUCAGCCCACCAAGCUGCUGUGGCCAUGUCCAAGUCUGCACAGAAGGACAAAAGCUUAAGGCCACA
Molecule: messenger RNA, 3287 nt
Organism: Aethalodelphis obliquidens (Pacific white-sided dolphin)
Lineage: Eukaryota; Metazoa; Chordata; Mammalia; Artiodactyla; Delphinidae
Gene: MORN3
Product: MORN repeat containing 3
Exons: 7
Coding region: 422-1147 (241 amino acids)
Source: RefSeq, a predicted model, not a curated record